Molecule: messenger RNA, 4412 nt
Organism: Orbicella faveolata
Lineage: Eukaryota; Metazoa; Cnidaria; Anthozoa; Scleractinia; Merulinidae
Source: RefSeq, a predicted model, not a curated record
GAUAGAUCAAGGCAAUUCCAGAACGAAACGUUCAAUCAAAGUGUUGUUGAGUCACAAUCAAAACUUAGAGAUGACAAGCAAUAUAGACGGAAAACGUCUGAGUAAAGUCAAUGGUUCAUCAUCCGAGCGCUUUCCGCAGCAACCUAACUGAAAUGGAUUAUUAAGCUGGACAGCAAUUACAAUAUUACUAGACUUACGGCGAGGCUUACCCCCUAGAACUACAUGUACGUCUAGGGAAAGAGUUAAACAAGUUAUUUGAAAAACUCUUCAUCGUGAACUUCAGUGAACAGUCUCACAAGUUAAGCCAGUAUGCUUCUCUUCUAAAUAAGAAAUGAAAUCCUUUUCAGAACUUAUCGCACCCUCACCCAGAUGAUUACAUGCGCACAUGACCAACUUUAUUAUUGUUGUUAUUACUAUCUUAUUUGUUAUUAUUUUUUUCACAGAUCUUUUCACGUUAGGCAGUAUGCAGUUUUCAAACCGUGAGAGUAGGUGAUAUGAUUGUAGUUGGCUUGAAGAUACCGUUGCUGGCAAUAUCAGCUCUCACAACUCAAAACAACAAGAGGAAUGGGGCUUUUCAAAAUGAAGAGGGGAAUGGUCUUUGUAAUGCUGACUCUCUUUGGCUCGUGCGUUUACGUGGGAACAUUCUUCUACCUCAGUCUCAUCGAGGACUCCGAAGAGAUGGCACGGUACGAAGGCAGAGUGAAACAGAUUUUUCUUACUUCUGUACAAGCGUCAACAUUGGAAGAUGGCCAGCACAAGAGGGCUGGUAUCGCAUUUGCUGCAGAUAUGGAAGGCGUAAGAGGACUGAUUGCAAAAGAAAAAGACCACGAUACAGUCGCUAAAAUGAUAUCACGUCAUCGUGGUAUGCUCGACGGAGGUGUUCCACCUCAACAAGUUCAUAACAAGAAAAGUAUGCUCGAAGCCGUAGUGAGAAAAUCAGGGGCGAGCGAUGUUAGCACUGAGCUGGGCACCAAAACGAUUUUAGAGGCCAUCAAACCAGCACGUAUUAUACGGUACAACUUGAAAGAAGUAGAAAAAUUGGUUGACAAUACAAGCAACGAUGAGUAUUUUCCAGUAGAUAGAAUUUGUCCUUAUUCAGGAUUAAGAAAAGCGCCUUACAUUAGACUUAAAAACAGCCUUCCAAAAAACAAAUACUGCGAUCGUCGCCAGCCCUCUGUGGAAGAAUGUCAAAAAGCGACGAGAGAUUAUGAGGUGGAAAGUCCAGCUUUGAGAUGUGAGGAGCCAACGGAAAAAGAUCUGUGUACAAUAACUGACAAAUACCGCUCAAAUAUAAAUGCCCAAGUAAAGGUUCGCUGUGACAUUGGUAGAUGUGGAAAUCCCGUUUAUGUGGUAAAUUUAGACCCCGAAACUGGACAACUUGAAGAGCAAGGGGAGUGGCAAAAAUUUACUUCCAAAACAGAAAUCGAAGGCAAACUUCCUUCAGUAAUCAUUCGGAAUUCUCAAAACGGGUUCAAUUUCUGUCUUGUCCAGUGUGUCCGGAAUAAUACCUCUCAGCUUAUCAGAACUGUGUUAAGUUUCCCCCCAGUUCUUGGAGUUACCAAUUCUCAUAGUCCAAAGCCAGUAAACGUAGACAUAAAUGUUGUGGUUCUGAACUCCGUUUCUCGUGCUCAUUUUUAUCGGUCACUGCCUGAGACUGUUGCCACCAUUCGAAACGUUGUUUACGACAAUUCAAUUAAGGCAUCUGCCUUAGAUUUUGAAUUUCUCCAGAGUUUCGGGCCGGCGAUGGCGCUAGAUCUACGAAUCCAAAAUUCAGGGAUUUCAACUUUGUUCGCCGAAUUAAAAAAGCUGGGAUACCAUAAUAUUCUUCAAACGGAUCAAUGCUGGUACGAUAAGGACGCAAUUACUACUGAACUCCAAUCAAAGAUGAAAACAGAAGGAGCGAGAGAAAAAUUUAGAAAACAAUGGAAGUAUGUUCAAAAUAUGACAAUGAAACAUAUUGGUGACACUGGCAUGACAUACUUGGCCUGCGAAGCGAAAACAAAGUACAGUGUUCCUAACCAACUGGAUGGCAAUCGUUCGAAAGCUUCUUGUUUCAAUGGCCGUUAUUUUUUCAAUUUUAUAUUCGAUCAGCUUGAAAAAACUCGGCAAGCCAAACGAUUUUCCAAGGCUAAGACACCGUAUUUCUUCUACACUUAUCUUACAUUGUCCAGAGACAAGUUAGGAGCUGGAAUUAAACAGAUCGACAAACAGCUAUCGACAUUUUUAAUCAACAUGGCACACGAAGAAAACUCAGUGACUAUUGUAACGUCAGACCAUGGUCCAACCACAACAAAGUUUUCUCUGGAUUCUGUUGAAGGAAGAUACGAAAUUUACGACCCAGUUCUCUUUAUGAUUAUUCCUAAAGGCGUAGCCCUAAAAUUGGGAAAACUUCAGAUGGAAGCUUUGGUGAAAAACCAGCAUCGACUUAUAUCUCCAAAUGAUCUUCACAAUACUCUUGUUUCGAUGGCAAAUCUGGAGCAAAGGCAUUUGGCGAGCCAAGCCGAUCGAGGUUUGUUAGCAGAAAUACCUGAAAAUCGAACAUGCACAGACAUUGGUGUCGACGUUGGUGCCCUUUGUAAGUGCCGCGGAUGGGAAACAUGGUUUCCCGAUAAUGACCCAAGAUUCGAUUGGGUCGCUGAGUUUGCAUUGGGGGAACUUAACAACAAACUUCAAGAUUCUACGAAAACGUUGAGAUCAUCGAAUAAAAGAAAUGAUAGAUGCCAAAGGCUCGUAGGCUACGCUUUUGAAAAGAUUUAUCACAGCAAGAAAUCUGCUCCAUUUGUUCUUUCCCUGGACUUAAUUGUGCAUCCGGGAAGACAAGUGUUUGAAACUCACGUUCAACUUCCCAAGCAUUUUCUGUCAGAGGCUCGUGAAACACUUUCUACGUCUCAAGCCAAGGAGGAUUCGAUAAAGACAAUUCGCUUUCGAAGAGCCGACCACUCUCAAGGCUUUAUUACCCUUACAGAGAGCAGUGUCCUUUUUGAAUGCUUGAGCGACGUUCACGAAUUACAGAAUAAUACACGAAAGAGAAGGGAUUUUCUAGCUGCAGAUGGGAAAUACAACGAAAACAUUUUAAAAAUGGCACACCACUCCAAGCAUUUUGGUUCUCGACCAAUAAUUCAAGUUCUUGACAGGCGUGACAAAUGCCUACUGCUAAUAACAAGGAUGCAUUCCAAUCAAACCUUAGCCUUUGAAGCUUCAAACAUUUGUAUAGACAAGACCUUCGUAAUGAAAGUGGACAUGAUCAAACGCGGCGAGGAACUCGCUUUCAUAACAGUACGCCUUCCCAUGAUUGUUCAUCUUGCACCAGGAACGUACCGGUUCUUACUAAGCGCGUAUCAGCCACGCGGUGUUAUAAACUGGAAACCAAAAAUAGCGUUCAAAAUGGUCAAGACUUGAUCAAGUUAACUCUUUGACAAUUUUGUUGGUGGUCAGGUUUCAGUGGAAGUUCCCACGUCAUUUGAAUCCCAAUCGGAUUGGGUUGAUUUGCAUUCCAACAGGGCAUUUUCCUAACGACGUUCGCGAUUGGAACGAUCGAUAAUUCUGUUUGGCUCGCUCUCUCACUUAAUGAUAAGUUGUUCUCAAUUUUUAACAAAUUAAACAAAGUAGCCUUAACAAUAUACUGAGCGGUCUUCACUUGAAUGUUGAAGGUAAUCCGUAUUAGCUUAGCUAGGUUUCACACUGCUAAGCUUGACCGGAUUUCCUUACAAAACUCGCGGGCACCACUAUCUCAUCCAAUCAGAAGUAAAACCAAAACCAAUAGUGACUCGUUUGCACACGUUUUCCCGCGCUUUGGGCCAGUUAGAUGUAUUGUAUGUCCUUUUUUCUUUCUUUUUUCUUUUUUUUUUUUUUUUCGGUCAGAGUGAUAACUUUGGUUUUGGUUUUACGACGGUCAAUUAUAGAAAUGGCAUCUUAAAAUAGACAAGAGUUAGGGCGAGCUAAGAGAUAUCAUCGCCGAAAACGAUAUAAUUUCACUAGUACAACUGUUGGUAACUUAAAAACAGCACCCUCGGCAAUCGGUGCUUCGUUCAAUUUGCUUCACUUCCCUGGUCCGAAAGGCGAUGACUUUCAUUCGGUUGGUUCUGUGGAUAAAUUUCAACAGUUUCGUAACGAAACAAGGUGUUUGUCACGUACAAUGAUUUGCAUCAACAAGAACGAUUUUGCGCUGUACACGGAAAAUUUAGCUUAUUAAACAGUAAAUUUAGCUGGUUAUAUAAUCACGUAAGACUCAUCCGCUCCCUGUGGCCCCUCAAUCUCUCUUGGCUCGUCUUGAUCUUAAGGAAUCUUGACGUUGAGUAACAUGAAGAAGGCAGAGAUCCUACUAAAUGUCACCGAAAACAUAACGAACGUGAUGGUCGACUCACUGCCACAAUGAAUAGUCCAUUUCCGAGUUGCCCUAAGCAUCUCUAUCA